Anthostomella pinea is the source of this 1491-nucleotide messenger RNA. Lineage: Eukaryota; Fungi; Ascomycota; Sordariomycetes; Xylariales; Xylariaceae. The record is from the annotation of a GenBank genome assembly.
AUGGGAUCCAAUUCGACCACUUACAAGCAGAUGAAGGAGGACUUCGUGUCCAACCUCUCAGGGGGUCCUGUUGCCGAGAUCAACUAUGUGACCGCGGUUGGACCGAUUGCCUUCCUCCUCUGGUCCGUCCUGCAAUCACGCCAGUCCUUCUUCAAACCGUACAGGCACUUUAGCUUCCUGGUCGAUUUCCUCCUCAACGUCGUCGCUCCACUUCUCGCUAUAACGCUCUAUUCUGAUACGCCGCUGCUCCUCUGUGGCUUGUUCCUGGUUCCAGCCAUCUUCGUCUAUGCCCUCCCUCCGAACCCACCCAUAUCGAGGAAGAAGCCCAAGCUACCCCCGAGUACCCAAGUUCAGAAGUCGCCCGGGCAACAGGGUGUCUUGUCUACAAAGCCCUUUCUGACCACGUACCGGGGGUCUAUGCUGAUCUUGACAUGUCUAGCGAUACUAGCAGUCGACUUCAGGAUAUUCCCUCGGCGGUUUGCAAAGGUUGAAACAUGGGGCACCUCUCUGAUGGACGUAGGUGUCGGCUCAUUCGUAUUCUCAGCUGGAGUCGUGGCUGCGCGACCUGUGCUGAAAGAAAGAGCUGAUGGUCGCACCACCCCUCUGCACCAAAGAUUGCUAUAUUCGAUGCGACACUCCUUCCCUCUGCUGGUCCUCGGUGUCAUUCGCCUUCUAAGUGUCAAGGGGCUUGACUACGCUGAACACGUGACGGAGUAUGGAGUACACUGGAACUUCUUCUUCACUCUGGGGUUCUUACCCCCUUUUGUGGCCAUAUUCCAGUCGGCGCUGAAGGUCAUCCCCUCUUAUGCAGCAUUGGCCAUUAUGCUGGGGGUCAUCUACCAAUACGUCUUGGAGACCACCUCUCUCAAGGCCUUCAUUCUGAUAGCACCGCGAACAGACCUACUCUCCAUGAACAGAGAAGGCAUCUGCAGCUUCUUGGGCUAUCUGGCCAUAUUCCUCGCUGGACAAGACACUGGCAUGUUCGUUUUGCCCAGGAGCAUCAGCUCGCGCAGUGGAUCCAGCAACAGCCGUCAACGAGCGACACUGCUGCUGACCAUGGCCAUCUGGUCCGCCAUAUGGACAGCACUCUACUUCCUCACCACCAACUACCCUUACGGCGCGGGACUGGACGUUUCCCGCCGUCUGGCCAAUCUGCCAUACAUCCUCUGGAUUGCCGCGUUCAACACGGCACUGCUCCUGGGAUGCUGUAUCGUAGAGAGCAUCUUCUUCCCGAUGUUCUACAAUGCUGCAGAUACGAGAACAGAGCAAGAGGCAUAUGAGAUCGCAACCAGUAGAGUGUUGCGCUCUUACAACAGGAAUGGUCUGGCCAUCUUCCUCGUCGCAAACCUAAUGACAGGUUUGGUCAAUAUGACAGUACCCACGUUGGAUGUCGGUCCAAUAGGCGCGAUGGGGAUCUUGGUUGGUUAUGCUGCCGUGCUGACCUCCAUCGCCGUGGCCUUGGAUUCUUGGAACCUCUCUAUCAAGCUAUGA